Linum tenue is the source of this 375-nucleotide messenger RNA. The record is from the annotation of a GenBank genome assembly. Lineage: Eukaryota; Viridiplantae; Streptophyta; Magnoliopsida; Malpighiales; Linaceae.
AGGAAAAUUUGCAGCAAAGGACCAAGAUUCCAAUAUAAUGUUGGUCAUGUGGUGGUAACGGAGUCCUCUGCAACACUUGGCAGUGUUGUGGCGUUCUCAUUGACAACUACACACCAUGGAAAUCAGAAAGAAAAGCAGCAAAAAGUCAUUAGAGGCACAGCUGAAGCAUCUUCGUUCGUGCCACAUAACAACAAAUGCAAAGUGAAGUGGCAUUUGUACUUGGACAGGGCCACGACAUCUCCCACCCAUUUAACCCCACAAAGGUACCAAUUUAUUCUGUUAUUGCUUCCCCAUUUUGGAAGGCAGCAUAUCCAUCUAGCCCUCUAAUUUCUAAAUCAUGUCGAUCAGGAAACACCUUAGGCCCAAGAAAGGAAA